CAGUUGAAGAGAUCUUUCCCUCCUCUUUUUUCUUACUGAUAAGAAAUCAUUCAUUUCCCUCUGCUUUCCUUCUUCAGAAGCUUCACAUCCGUGAAAAAUGGCGAAAAUUGGAGGAGCGUUCAUCUGCCUGGUGAUCAUCAUCAUGGACAUUGUAGCUGGAAUCCUAGGCAUCGAAGCCGAACUUGCUCAAAACAAGGUAAAACAUUUAAGGUUCUUAGUUUUCGAAUGUAAAGAGCCAAGCGAACAAGCUUUCACGCUAGGGCUAGCUGCAGCAGGACUCCUAGCCUUGGCGCAUGUCAUUGCUAACCUGCUCGGGGGGUGCAUCUGUAUCUGGUCUCAAGAAGAUUUUAAAAAUUCCUCAGCUAACAAGCAAUUGGCAGUUGCCUGCCUUGUUUUCUCAUGGAUCAUAUUAGCAAUUGGAUUUGGGGUGCUGGUCAUCGGAGCAAUGUCGAAUUCAAAGUCGCGGCGGGCCUCUUGCGGGAUGUCACACCAUAACUUCUUAUUCAUAGGAGGAAUUCUCUGUUUCGUCCAUGGUAUCUUCUGCGUUGCCUAUUACGUUUCUGCCACUGCUGCUUACGGAGAGCAACACAAAAGCCAUGGAAUGGAUCAAGGUAGGGUUUGAUUCUUGAAGUGGAACAGCAUCACGUGGUUCUCCCUCCCUUUAGUCAAAAUGAUCAAUGUACCCUUUUCGUCCCAUCAGAUGAACGGCUGAUAACUGAUCUCAUUUUGUCAUUUUAAUGUGAGAAAAUUCAGUAGUAAGUGUGUUUGUGUCUGUCCAUCAGGAAUAUUGAUAUGGCCCACCAUCACGUGGACAGGACUUAACAAAAAAUAUAUAUAUUUGCCAUGACAGGAUAAUCUUAACCUUACAUUCACGUGGGUUUUGCUUUAUGUAUUUGGAGCUUUUGUUCGUUUUUUCAACGACAUCAUAUCAGUUGUCCAUUCGCCGCUCAUUGAUGUGAUCGCUACCAAAGUCUACCAUCGCAGAUUUUUGGGGCUA
This is a messenger RNA of Magnolia sinica, 997 nucleotides long. RefSeq names its product protein VASCULATURE COMPLEXITY AND CONNECTIVITY-like. The transcript has 3 exons. The coding region runs from base 98 to 622 and encodes 174 amino acids. Lineage: Eukaryota; Viridiplantae; Streptophyta; Magnoliopsida; Magnoliales; Magnoliaceae. The record is from RefSeq and is a predicted model, not a curated record.